Messenger RNA from Apis dorsata (giant honeybee), 1157 nucleotides. RefSeq names its product myb-like protein X. The transcript is spliced from 2 exons. NCBI's taxonomy places the organism in Eukaryota, Metazoa, Arthropoda, Insecta, Hymenoptera, Apidae. The record is from RefSeq and is a predicted model, not a curated record. The coding region runs from base 60 to 1142 and encodes 360 amino acids.
AUGUUUACCAUUUAACGUUUUUCCUUCCUCAAUGGUUAGUUUCUAACUGAUCGUUCAUCAUGAAGGAAGUCGGGAUCUGUAGAGUCAAUAAGGAAUUCAUAAGCAUGGAAGAAGGACUUGUCGAGAAUGGGAAAACUUCAUGCAUGAAAUAUAUUGAAAUGAACAAUACUUUAAAACGAAUAAUAGAAUGCGUGAAAUUAAUUCUCUUAUUGGAAAUAUUGUUCUGCAUUGGAUGGGGUUGUUACACAAUGUGGGAAAAUUGUCAUAUCGAAUCGAUGGAAGUCAACGCCAUAAAUAAUAUUCCAAAAACAGAAUUGGAAAAUCUAUUUAGUUUUACGCGUGAUAAAUAUAUAAUAAACGAGGUUGAACAACUCAAUAAAUCGAACGAUAAUAUUUCAACGAAAAAUAUCUUAAAACUGACGGAAAUUUCAAACAUCGAUAACGAAACCGAUGCGAAUAUCAAUGCAGCGGAAGAUAAUUUGCAAAACGUGGAAGAUGACUUAUUGGUAAUAAAUAACGAUAAGAAGAGCGUAUUAGAAGAUGAAUCUUUCGUUGUGAUCAAGAAUGAUAAUUUAAAUUCAACGGAAAAGGAAUUUAAAGAAAAUUUAAAAAUCGACGAAUCGACAAAAUAUGAUAAAGAUUCAUCGGAUUCGUGGACGAACGAAUCGUCGGAAAGAAGCGAGAAAGAAAUACGACACGACGCACAAAGGAAUUUAGAAAUUUAUUCGAUUUUCUCGUUGAUCUUUGAAAAUGCUAUGAGAAAUAUAUCGGUCUCGGACAAUUCUACUACCGAGGACAAUCACAAAUUGCAAGAUUUUAAGGUAUCCAUGGAAUGGUUGAACAAAGAAUUUACAGACGAAAAUAGAGAAGUUUUUACAUCGGAAUCGCACAUGGAUGUUGAUAAUACGGGAGAAAAGUCGGAAGAAAAGAUAAUUUUCGUCGAAAAUUCUAACAAAGAUAACAAAGAUGUAAAUCAAAACGAAACGAACGAUGAAUGGAAUCGACAACAAAUAGUUUCCGAUAUAAUGGAAAGCGACUAUGAUGAUGCGAACGAAGAAAAAAAUAUUUCGGAUAGUAUAAAUAUUUCAGAUUUAUCCAAUUAUCAUAUAUAUCUUCCGGAUUAUACAUAUACUAUAUAUUAGAUUAUCAACACGUAA